AUGGGCGCUGUCAAUUCGAUAAUGCAAUGCUUCCCGUCACGACCUACUCAAAACCAAGCACCACCCACCCGCAAGACAGAAGACAUCGCCUCCGAUAUCAUCACAAUCAUUCUAACCACCGACUCGCACUAUGCCAUCAAAAAACGUCUCGACGAGACCAUCAGCACAACCAGUUGGACCGCAUCGCUAGCCCAAGCCAUCCUCCACGGGCUCGAGACUGCCAUCAAAGCCGGCGCGCAGAUGGCCGAAGCAGCGUCCAAGGCACUUGCUCGGGCUACAGAUGAGGCUUAUGAGUUCUCUCGUGAACAUCCUAUUUUCGCUACUAUUCUUGCUUUGAGUGUUUUGGCCAUUUUGACUCCGUGGGUUAUUGAGAUCUUGGGAUUUGGGGAAUUGGGACCUAUUGAGGGGUCGUUUGCUGCUGCUUGGCAGAGGACCUAUGCUGGAUAUGUGCCUAAGGAGUCUCUGUUUUCUUUCUUUCAGCGGUUGGGGAUGGUCUGGAAACCUUAG
Aspergillus pseudotamarii is the source of this 507-nucleotide messenger RNA. RefSeq lists its product as uncharacterized. The coding region runs from base 1 to 507 and encodes 168 amino acids. The transcript has a single exon. The record is from RefSeq and is a predicted model, not a curated record. Lineage: Eukaryota; Fungi; Ascomycota; Eurotiomycetes; Eurotiales; Aspergillaceae.